This is a messenger RNA of Spinacia oleracea (spinach), 1409 nucleotides long. Its product is annotated as 1-aminocyclopropane-1-carboxylate oxidase 1. The transcript has 4 exons. Bases 148 to 1059 code for a protein of 303 amino acids. Lineage: Eukaryota; Viridiplantae; Streptophyta; Magnoliopsida; Caryophyllales; Amaranthaceae. The record is from RefSeq and is a predicted model, not a curated record.
AACACCCCAAAGAUCACGGUUCAUAGAUAUUUGUUCAAGGUUAUAAGUAAUGCAAGUAUUUUCUUAAAUAAAAGUGAAUAUUAUUUAUUUCCUAUAAAUAGCUAUUUCCUCAUUCUAGCCACAUUUCAUCAACACAAGAGAGUAAAAAUGGAAAUGCCAACUAUUAACUUUGGUGAGCUUGAAGGUGAGAAAAGAAGUGAGACACUAGCACUCCUCCAUCACGCUUGCGAAAAUUGGGGCUUUUUUCAAAUAGAAAAUCAUGGAAUUGAGAAAGAGUUAAUGGACAAAGUGAAGCAGUUUAUAAACAAAUAUUAUGAGGAAAACUUGAAAGAUGGGUUCUUCGAGUCAGAUAUUAGCAAGGCUUUGGAGAACAAAGAGAACGCUUCUAGCACAGAUUGGGAAAGCAGCUUCUUCAUUAUGCAUCGCCCCAAGUCUAACAUGAAUGAUUUUGGUGAUUUCUCUGAAGAUUUUCGGAACACAAUGGACAGCUACAUUGAUCAACUAGUAAAAGUAGCAGAAAAACUAUCAGAACUAAUGUGUGAAAACCUUGGUCUAGAAAAAGACCACAUAAAGAAAUCAUUCUCAGGAACCAAAGGCCCUGCAGUUGGUACAAAGGUAGCAAAAUACCCUGAAUGUCCGAACCCUGAACUCGUCAGAGGCCUUCGCGAGCACACCGAUGCAGGCGGGAUCAUUCUCUUACUGCAGGACGAUCAAGUCCCGGGACUCGAGUUUUACAAAGACCGAAAAUGGUUUAAGAUACCGCCUUCUAAGAACAACACGAUCUUCAUCAACACGGGUGAUCAAAUAGAGGUUCUCAGCAACGGAAGGUACAAGAGUGUUCUGCAUCGUGUUAUGACAGGAAAAUCUGGGAGUCGACUAUCAGUUGCCACGUUUUACAAUCCUGCAGGGGAUGCUGUUAUUUCUCCUGCUGAGAAACUGUUGUAUCCUGUGAGCUACCGGUUUCAGGACUAUUUGAAGCUGUAUUCGAGUACUAAGUUCUCAGAAAAAGGUGGGAGGUUUGAAUCUAUGAAGGAGGAUAUGAUCAAUGGAGAAACUUAAAUUGUGAAAUUCAUCAAAUAUGCAACAUGAUUUUACCACUUGUUAGUUGUUAAGUCUUCAUUUUGAUCCGACUACAUCUGGUUCUGAUCUGUGUCGCACACCUUGCUUGUGGUGGGUGAGUUUCAGAAUAAGAGUUUUUGCAUACGGCGAGGCUUGAACCUGAUACCUCCCUUGAGUGGUAUCAAGUUCCUUACUAGUUGAGCCAACUCUAUGUUGGUAGUUGUACUCUUAUUAUAUUUCUUGAAUUUUACCUCCUCCUACAAUUUUACUCUAAUUAAUUGUAAUCAUGGACAAGUAUUGUCAAUUUUAUUAAUUCUUGAAGUAUUGCAAGGGAAUUUUAUUUUUUACAA